AUGCCGCCGUUGCCGCCGCUGGGAGGUGCGCCGUCGUCCAUGACGGGGUCGACAUCGGGCUCCGCCUCCCCUUCAACACGCUACGGCUCCUUCCCACCGGGCAGUGGCAACAACGCUCACAGAUCGAGCUCUUACGGCGAGGAAGCCCGGGAAGCGUUGCACGAGAUCCUCACCCGCAAGUUGUCACAUCAUCAAUCCGCGGCAUCACUCCAACGGCACCUCGGCCACGGCCACGGAGGAGCCGACGCUCCCAACAGUCCUCCGAACGCUUCCCCUUCCUGGCGCAGUAAGGGCAAGGGCAGGGAAAGAAGACGGUACGAUUCGCACCCGGGGGCCUACUUGCAUCCUGAUGAUCGGACCGAUGGAAUGCACGCCUCGGACGGCGAUUCGACCGCUUCGGACGACGACGAUGCCGGCUCGAACUCCCAUCCGAGGACGAGGUCGGACUCGAUCCCGCGCAAGCCGAGUGCGUUGAGACGCUCCGCCGACCACACCGACAGCGAAGACGACGAAUGUUACAAUAAUCAUGGCGAUGAUGACGAUGACGACGACUUGAUCUGGACGGCGGGCGAGAAUGGGACACCGGAGCGCUUACGGCGGUCCAAGCUUCGAGGCGAGAGUGACGAUCCGCCGAAACAGUGGGGCACGCUCAAGAUGGAGCUCAUGGGCCGCACACGCGGAACCGGCGGCUUGUUCACGAUCUAUGCGGGGUGAGUGCGUACUACACCGGCGUGGAUUGACUCGAAUCUUCUGACGUCGAUGUCGCAUGUCGCAGUGUCUACCUCAUUUCGACCCUCACAAGUCUCGAGGGUCAAACUACGCCGACCAUCGAGCCUUACUUCUUGUCGCUCCUCGGCUCGCAUUCGCUGCUCUCCUCAGUCGUCAUCAUCACCAGUGUCAGUACUUGUGGGUGUUGACUCUUAGUCACUCGAUACUAAUCUCGAUUUGUGGUACCGUUCGUGCAGAUCGCAUUCGCUGUCGGCCUCACCCCUAUGACCAAAAUUCUCGACGUUUUCGGCCGAGCAGAGGGCGUUGCUCUCGCGGCCACGAUCUACUCGCUCGGCUACUUUUUGACUGCCGCCGCGACUUCACCGACGGUGUACAUCGUCGCUCGAGCGUUCUCCGCGCUGGGUGGCCAAGGGCUACAGCUUGCGCAGCAGAUCAUCGUUGCGGGUGAGUGCGAUCCGCGGCUAGUGAAGGGCGUCUCUCGCGCUGACUACCUUCCGGAUGCUGACCUCGACGCCCUCUCACUCGCACUGCAGACACGACCACACUCUCGAAUCGAGGUCUGAUCACCUCGACCAUCUCACUACCUUGGCUCGUCACAACCUGGAUUGGUCCCGCAUUGGCCCAAGUUUUCCUCAGCUUCGGCGAAAAGGGCUACCGCGCCGCAUACGCUUCUUUCGGCCUUUUGUUGCCCCUGGUCUCGGCCAUGCUCUUUUGCACUCUGAUGCUUGAAUGGCGGCGGAUCAAGAAGGAAGCGGCUCUCGUUGGACGGUCCCCUUCGACCAUGUCACUCGGUGUGGGUAUUGGGACGAGGAAGGACAAGAUGCGAGAAGUCGAAGCGGGGAGGAUGAUCAACCCUAGCUCGAAGAGACGGCUGAGUCGGGGUGUUCUCGACCACUUCAACAACAGCAGGCGGAAGCGGCGAGAUACGAGCGCGUGGGGCAAGAUCGCAGAGGUGUGGAAGAAUUUGGACGUCGUCGGCUUGACGGCCUUGACGCUCGGAUGCACGCUCUUUUUGUUGCCCUUGACGCUUGCGGCGCAGCGACCGGAAAGCUGGAACGAUCGUGAGUGCCACGGAAACAUCUUGCCUGAUUCUUCUUUCAGCAGAGCUCGACUGACAUCUCUUUUCCACUUGUUCACCUUCAGCCAAGAUCUGGUUACUCGUUGCGGCUGGUCUCGUCACCCUCGGCUUCUUCUGCUUCUACGAAUUCCGCAUUGCCUCGAUCCCUCUCUUACCGCCACGACUGCUUAGAAAUACGACCAUUGUUGCGGGUUCGGUCUUGGGCUUCUUUCACUUCACGAGGUGAGCUUAAUUAUCGAAGACUGAUCGGAUGCACAGGGCGGCGGGGCUGACGAAGUUGCUCUGAUCGGUGCAGUCAAUUCUUAUACGAGAGCUUCUUCACGUCCUACCUCCAGUGCGUCCCUUACCUUGACGCUGUAUGUUAUCCUAUAGCUGGCCGCUAAGCCCUCUAUCCUCCCUCAGAGUCGCAAGAGGUCAUUCCGCCAAGACCGCAUCCUACAUCGCCCAAUCGUACAUCUUCUCUGCUUGCGUCAGCGCCCUCUUGGCGGGCUGGUUGGCCAAGAUUUCGAACCGGUACAAGUUCAUCGGCGUCAUUGGGGUCAUUGCGCAUGCCGCUGGUGUUUGGUUGAUGAUGCGUGCGAGGGACCUUGAUUCCUCAACGUUUGAGUUGAUCAUGAGUCAGGUAAGAUCAUGACAAUGAUCCGUCAUUCUUGGUCGUUCAAUGGCACUAACUUUGGGUGAGUGCGCUGCGUUAUCAGGUUAUCGGAGGAGCUGGCGGCGGCUGGACCACGAUUGCCGCUCAGAUUGGUGUUCAGUCCGUCGUGGGCCACCAAGGUUAGUUGUGCACCGCAGCGUGCAGCGUUAUUUGCCUUUCGACUGACUCUUAGACCCCCCCUUCACCGGUUCAGAUGUGGGCAUGGCCACCGCCAUUUUCUUGACCAUCACCCAAAUCGGCGGUGCUGUCGGUGGAGCCGGAGCCGGAGCGAUAUGGUCCACCCUUCUCCCCCGCCACCUUCACCAAACCCUUCCCUCCCCUACAUCCGACCUCAUUUCCAAAAUUAUGGGCUCCCUCCCUUUCGCCAUGUCCUUCCCCGUCGGUAGUCAAGAAAGGAUCGCGAUCCAACGGUCCUACACCGAGACGCAGAAGGUGUUGAAUUGGUUGGCGUUGGUGACGCUCAUCCCUGCGCUUGUCGCGGUGUUGAGUAUGAAGAACGUCAAUCUCGAGAAGGAUGAUCGAGGACAAGGGGAGGGUGUGGUCGUUUUGGGGAGGGCGAGUUUUCUGGGUGAGUUCAAGUGUUGGGCGGGCAAGGUUUUUGACGAUGAUGCGUUGCUGAUCUUCCUUGCAACCCUUUCCGCCCAUUUCAAAAAACAGUCUCGGCGGAUGAGAUCCACGUCGACAGCGAAACAUCCUCGCUGCUCGGUGGCGCGUCCGAUGCGACCCGCAGCGAACCAUGA
Microbotryum saponariae is the source of this 3202-nucleotide messenger RNA. The record is from the annotation of a GenBank genome assembly. Lineage: Eukaryota; Fungi; Basidiomycota; Microbotryomycetes; Microbotryales; Microbotryaceae.